Messenger RNA from Myripristis murdjan (pinecone soldierfish), 1744 nucleotides. RefSeq names its product mitochondrial ribosomal protein S26 (gene mrps26). The record is from RefSeq and is a predicted model, not a curated record. The transcript is spliced from 4 exons. The coding region runs from base 152 to 775 and encodes 207 amino acids. Lineage: Eukaryota; Metazoa; Chordata; Actinopteri; Holocentriformes; Holocentridae. Gene Ontology annotation, cellular component: mitochondrial small ribosomal subunit.
GUUAAAUCACUUCCUGUGGGUCAGGGGUUACCAACAUGGCAGCUCUCUUGUAACAGCAAGACUUGUGCCUCAAUGUUACACAGUUUAAUGUCCGCCUCACAUUAACUAAACCAGCUCGUCUGCCCUCCUGUUUGCGCUUCCCCACGCCGUCAUGUUCCAGGUGAUCAGCGGGAGGAGCGUGUCGGCGCUGCGGCUCCUCGCCCCGAGGCAGGCCGUGCUCGUGGAGGCCGUCCGCGGCAGAAAGUCCCGCAGCGACCCGGUGGCCAAGUCCAAGGAGGGCCGGAUCAAAGUGCCUCCGCCGGUCGACCCGGAGGAGAUGGUGGUGCUGCGGGAGAGAUUCACCGAGUACGACCUCAUCAUGCGGGCGCUGCGACUGGAGUUCAAGGAGGAGGUGCUGCGCAAGAAGUACGAGGAGGAGACGGGCUCCCUGGCCGAGGAGAGGGCCAAGCAGGAGGCCGAGGAGCACCGGGCCCUGAUGGCCUGGAACGACGAGGAGAACCUGCGCAUGCUCAGACUCAGACAAGCAAGGAUCCAGAAAGAAAUGGAGGCGGCCGAGCUCAAGAAAAGAGAAGCAGCUAUGCGGCGCGAAGAAGCAACGCAAGAAUUUAUCAAAGAAAAGGAGAGGGAAGUUUUGCAGCUGCAGGAGGAUGCAAAGAACUUCAUCACCAUGGAGAACCUGGACCAGCGUAUUGAAGAAGCCCUGGACAAUCCAAAGAAUUAUAACUUUGCCAUCGACCGUGAAGGGAGAGUGGUCAAGCAGACAGUAUUGGAGUGAAACUGUGGGCUGAUCUGUGUGUGUGUGUGCCACCGAGGUUAAAAACACCACACAGACGACUCAGAUGAACUUCAUAGCGCUCUACUCGGCCGUGUGGUCUGGGAAGUGGAUUUUCCUGAAACGGUAAACGCUGAAAAACAUUUGGUGGAAGGUCGGCGUCCCCAUCACACUGAGAAAUUUUGGAGAAUGAAUGCACUUUCAUCAGCAGAUGAAUUCCGGUUUUCCUGUGCAUUUUGAAUCGAUUGAAGUUGACGAGUGUUACUGACAUCAUGUUCAGACUCUGACCGAAGCUCUAAUUUCUCAAACGUGUUUAACUUUUAUUCAGAAUAAAUAGUUAAAAAUACAGCAACAAGUUCAUCAUUUGACUAUUAGUAAUUACUCCGGGGCUCGAUUCAGCUUUUUAAAGUUUAGUGUUAAACUCCACAAGUUCUGUACAGUGAAAGUAUGAAGAAAUUGUCAAAAUUCAAUCAUUUGUGUAUUAAAAUAAAGCCAUUUUAGACUAAUUUCCAAUGUGACAGGGCUUCAAUGUCACACUCAAGUACACUCGGAGGGAUCGCACCUGUGACCUUUCAUGUACGGAACGGGACAGUUUAACCACACAGCCACUUGCCUUCAUUUCCAUUUCUCUGUACGAAAGGAAUUGAUUAAGCUGCUUUAGUAAGCAUAACUAUUUUGUACAAGAAAUGUCUCGUUUGUCUUCAGUUUAGGUUUGUGACUGUUGAUGUGAGCUCAUGUUGUGUCACCGUAUUUAAAAUAAAUCAUGUAUCGUGCUCACGUUUCUACUGUAUCAUGAUGCCUGAGUCAUUUUGGUUUCGACUUACAUUUUUAAUUCAGUAUGAAUACCAAAAUGUCUGUGUCCCAGUUGUUCACCACAGCAUACUGUAGAUAGGGCAUUAGGGAAAAUGUUGUUUAAUUCUGCCAGUGAUGAAAGCUUAUACAUUAAUAAAUAGUUAGUUGUACUAGAAAACA